Molecule: messenger RNA, 2913 nt
Organism: Phymastichus coffea
Lineage: Eukaryota; Metazoa; Arthropoda; Insecta; Hymenoptera; Eulophidae
Gene: Tpst
Product: protein-tyrosine sulfotransferase
Exons: 9
Coding region: 625-1758 (377 amino acids)
Biological process (GO): peptidyl-tyrosine sulfation
Cellular component (GO): Golgi apparatus
Molecular function (GO): protein-tyrosine sulfotransferase activity
Source: RefSeq, a predicted model, not a curated record
GCGCAUGGGUAAAAAAGCAAAUUUGUCGCGAAAGUCGCGAAAUUUUUGUGCGCUAUUUUUCGUCCUCUGAUUAAAAUGAUUAUACAUUGCAAAUGAUUGUAGAUUGUAGCUUGUAACAUAUACUUGUUUUACACAAGAAUGUAGUGUUUCUUUCAAAAUAUAACUUCUGUAUGUUCUAAGUUCUAAUAUUUACAACACCUACCUGCCCAAGUUUUAACGCUGUUUCGCUGUGUCAACCUUUAACUUAUACAUCUGUUUACUAGAUAUUUUUAUGAGGCUGCGAGGACACCAACAUUCAUACGCAGCUCGAACAGCUUCGCCUCGACAACGAGUGGCUCAUUUAACAACUUACGCAACAACAGGAGCAACAGCAACAGCAUCUAUAGAACAAUAUCUAGUUGGCGGGAGGCAACGGAGAAGCUCCACUUCUUAUCAACCUUGUACCGGCAGUUCAUCGCGCUGUUGUCAAGCUACUGCAAUUUUGGAACGACCGGCCUAGUAUAUUGUUCGCCCAAGCAGAUUCGGAAACAAACACGCUCAACAGCUCAUAACCAGUGAUUCGGUGCUAACUGGCAAAUUGGCCGCAUGCAUGUGUAAGAGGCAACGAGAACUAGCCGCCGAGGGAUGACGUUUGCAUUUGGGCGCGGGUCCGUGCGACGGGGCCCCAUAAUCUGUAUCGCCGCGCUACUCCUACUGCUGAUGCUCUACCAGCUAGGCGUCAUCUGCGUUGCACCUAAGGACCGAUACGGUUCCGUGAUGCUUGCCAAGCAGAAAUUUAUACUUAGCUCAAAUGAGCAGAAGAUGUAUCCUUACGACCGCUACAUGCCUCUGAUCUUCAUCGGAGGUGUGCCGCGUUCGGGGACGACGCUCAUGCGUGCUAUGAUGGACGCCCACCCAGAAGUCAGAUGUGGCCAAGAGACGAGGAUCAUCCCACGAAUACUGCAGAUGCGUUCGCACUGGCUCAAGUCGGAGCGUGAGAGCGUGCGUCUGGAGGAGGCUGGCGUGUCUAAAGAGGUGAUGGACAGUGCUAUUGCGGCGUUCUGUUUAGAGGUGAUUGCGAGACACGGCGAGCCUGCUCCACGGCUCUGCAACAAGGAUCCGCUGACCCUCAAGAUGGGCUCCUACGUGCUUGAUCUCUUUCCGAAUGCUAAGUUCAUAUUCAUGAUUCGCGACGGCCGAGCAACUGUUCACUCUAUCAUAUCACGCAAGGUGACUAUCACUGGUUUCGACCUCAGUUCCUAUCGACAGUGCAUGAUCAAGUGGAAUCAAGCGAUAUCGAUCAUGUAUAAACAAUGCAAGGAACUAGGCCCUGAACGUUGCCUGAUCGUGCCCUACGAGCAGCUGGUGCUACACCCACGCGACUGGAUGCGCAAAAUUCUGGUUUACCUCGACGUGCCCUGGAACGAAUCGGUCCUUCAUCACGAGCAGUUCAUCAAUAAGCCCGGCGGCGUACCACUCAGCAAGGUGGAGCGUUCCUCGGACCAGGUGAUCAAGCCAGUCAAUUUAGAAGCGCUGACGAAGUGGGUCGGUAAUAUACCAGAGGACGUAAUCCACGACAUGGCCGAAAUCGCACCCAUGCUCUCAGUCCUUGAUUACGACCCUUACGCCAAUCCUCCCAAUUAUGGCGCCCCUGAUAAGGUCGUCAGCGAUAACACCAGGAAGGUGCUGACCAAUGGCCGAGUCUGGAACAACAUGGCGCACGAGCUGGCAUUAGAGAAAACAUCAACCCAGACGAGCGUCAAUAAAACUAAUGCGUGACCGUCAGAACAUGACAGCUGGAUAACGCUCAUGCAACCUCCUUCGUUUCGGCCUGUCAAACUUAUCUAGCCUACAUUUAGGUUAUUUCUAUAGCUUUUUCAAGUCAGUCUUCAACGGUCCUGUCUUGACCGUUGCUCAUCAAAGCUAGCUUUAUUCCAUUAGUUUGCCAGUGUACGCAUAUGUGAAAAUGGAUUACAUUCAAUUCGACAUAUACCUGUCGAAGACAUCAAUGCAAACUACACAUAAUAUUAAAUUUAAUUUUUAAAAGAGAUCAGUAUUAGCGACUAGUAUUAUCUCUAGUCGACUAUUAAACUUUUAUUCAACUGACGUUCGAAUUCUCAAGAUUUAUGAUUUUUGUCUUUGUUAAAUAAAAUUUCAGAAUACAGUUUUUGCGACAAUGCUGUUACGUUCUAUAAUACUUGUUAAAUGUAUAGCUAGGUUAUAACAAUUGAUAAAAUCCGCGCCAGUUCUCGAAUCUUAUGCGACUUAUUUCUAGCAUGAAACUGCGCUUGGUCAUCUUAUGUCAUAUAUUUGUGACAUAGAACAACACUUUAAGGGAGAUUGCAGAUAAUCUAUCUAUAUUUCCCACUUUAUACACUACGAAAAUCUACUCUCUACAGAUAACAUACUUGCUAAAGGAUUUGACUGACCACACUUUUUCAUCACAUGCGAAACGGUAACUAAAAAAAUGAUAUUGUAUCGAACUAACAAUAAGCUUUUAGAUUUCAAUACACUCUCAAUAUGAGAUAAGAUGUUAAAAAAUAUUAAUAAAAUAAAACUAAAUAUGUGGUCAUAGUUUAUUAAAAAGAAGUCCUUCUAUUUAUUCUAAAAAAUGAGAUCUGCCAGAUUGACAUAUAGCUCACUUAUUCUGGUACAUAAUGGGUAAAAUAGUUUUAGAUGAAAGGUUGUACAAUUGCUUAUGAUUGUUUAUUUGUCAAGGAUUACGGUCGCGAAUCAUAGAAGAGUAGGCACAAAAUAGCUACGACAGCAUACACUUUAUUCAACAAGAUGUCAAACCGAACCUCCCUCAAAAGUAUUUAAUUUUUAUCUUGAUUCUUAUGCCUCAUAUUAAUGUUCCUGUAUGGCGAAUAGAAACUCUAGAUUACCAUUUCUCACUCUAAAAUUGUCGUUACAACUGAUUCUUUAUUAAUAAAG